Micromonas commoda is the source of this 102-nucleotide messenger RNA. The record is from the annotation of a RefSeq genome assembly. NCBI's taxonomy places the organism in Eukaryota, Viridiplantae, Chlorophyta, Mamiellophyceae, Mamiellales, Mamiellaceae.
AUGAAUCUUGAAUUAAUUGGUCAACUUGUAAGCGUUGCUCUUAUUGUUGGAGCAGGUCCAAUCAUCGUAGCGGCUGUUUACGCACGUGGUGGUAAUCUUUAA